Messenger RNA from Oncorhynchus gorbuscha (pink salmon), 4465 nucleotides. It is a transcript of the gene slka, whose product is annotated as STE20-like kinase a. Gene Ontology annotation, molecular function: ATP binding; protein serine/threonine kinase activity. The record is from RefSeq and is a predicted model, not a curated record. Bases 718 to 4218 code for a protein of 1166 amino acids. The transcript is spliced from 20 exons. Gene Ontology annotation, biological process: protein phosphorylation. NCBI's taxonomy places the organism in Eukaryota, Metazoa, Chordata, Actinopteri, Salmoniformes, Salmonidae.
UCCACAACAUCCAGCAAGGAGGAGGUGGCAAAGCACUCUAUCAAUUCUGAAGUUGGUUCGGUAUGAAGAAAUAUUCCCUAUUAAAACCAACCGGAAGAAAAUGAAAUGUUUAGAAAUGGCCACACCAUAAAUGACUACCGUCUCGUGGAGCUUAAAGUCUGAGAAACUUAAUUUCAUUCUCGCGUUUAUUUUUCCGUUCCUUGUGACGACAGAGGACUUGUAUUAGAUUGCGUGGUGGGCCGUAACUACGGGUUAUAAGUAUGCAUUUUUUUAUGAAAUCGCUACCGCUGAACUUCAAGAAGAUGCUGCUAGUCUGUUGAGAUCCAUUUAUUAAACCGGUUGUUACAUAGUCUAAGAAUGACCGUGUGUGUAUUGGGGCAGUAACGUUAAUCAUCCCAAGACCACCCUUGUGAAUUUGGUUGAGAAUGAUCAAAUGUAGCCAACGUGUUAUGUGAACUGUUUAAUUUACAAUAAUAAUAAUGCGCGAUUGAUGUUUCAGCUCAUGAGUAAAUGCGGGUAUUGAAUUGUAGUUUAUUAUUAUUGAGUUUAUUUCAAGAAUCGUCUGUCUACUUGUCUAGCGGCUAAAUGGACACAGUGGCGCGAGCAAGCUGCCCUAUUACAGCCUGAUAGACACUUGGACGUUAUUGGGGAUUUUGGAUUAUUCUUCUUUCUUUGUGGGAGUUGCUGGAAAGGCCACUCAUACUAAACUCACAGAAGAUGUCGUCGUUCUUCAAUUUUCGUAAAAUCUUCAAGUUGGGGUCUGAUAAGAAGAAGAAACAGUAUGAGCACGUACACAGAGACGAGAACCCGGAGGAAAUCUGGGAGAUUAUUGGGGAACUGGGAGAUGGGGCCUUUGGGAAAGUAUACAAGGCCCAGAACAAGCAGACUGGGACCCUGGCUGCUGCCAAGGUGAUCGAUACCAAGACAGAGGAGGAGUUGGAGGAUUACAUGGUGGAGAUAGACAUUCUGGCCUCCUGUGAUCACCGUUACAUAGUCAAACUGCUGGAUGCCUUCUAUUAUGAAAGCAAACUGUGGAUUCUGAUUGAGUUCUGUGCGGGAGGUGCUGUCGAUGCAGUCAUGUUGGAGCUUGAGAGGCCUCUGACAGAGCCCCAGAUCCGGGUGGUGUGUAGGCAGACGUUGGAGGCCCUGGCCUACCUUCAUGAGAUCAAGGUCAUCCACAGAGACCUGAAGGCUGGGAACAUCCUUUUCUCACAAGAGGGAGACAUCAAAUUGGCUGACUUUGGCGUGUCCGCUAAGAAUACCAUGACGCUGCAGAGAAGAGAUUCUUUCAUUGGUACUCCAUAUUGGAUGGCUCCAGAGGUGGUGAUGUGUGAGACAUCUAAGGACCGUCCGUACGACUACAAGGCUGACAUCUGGUCCCUGGGGGUCACCCUGAUUGAGCUGGCACAGAUAGAACCUCCUAACCACGAGAUGAACCCCAUGAGAGUCCUGCUGAGAAUAGCCAAGGCUGAUCCGCCCACACUCAUGCAGCCUUCACGCUGGUCACCAGAGUUCAAUGACUUUCUGAGGAAGGCACUGGAUAAGAAUGUGGACCGUAGGUGGUGCACAGCCCAGCUCUUGCAGCAUCCCUUUGUUAGCAGUGUAGUUGACAACAAACCCCUGAGAGAGCUGAUUGCUGAGGCCAAUGCUGACGUCUUAGAGGAGAUAGAAGAAGGCAAAGAGGAAGAUGAAGAAGAAGAGACGGAUGCAACUCUGGUGGUGCCCGGACAUAAGCGAGCGCCAUCAGACACCAGCAUGGCCAGCUCUGAGGAUGAGAAGCUCUCUGAGACCACCUCUACACUGGACUCAGUCACAGAGAAGACAGAGCCUGAGACUGCAGAGGACAAGGCCAGUGAUAAGCUGUCUGACGAGGGCCUUGGGACCAGCGUGGGCGACAGGGCAGAGGGUGAGAAACUGAACGAGGUGUCUGAUGCCAGUAAUGAGGACUUAGUCAAUGGACAGGUGAAGGCCAUGGAGCCCAAACCAGAGGAAAGCCCUGCUGGAAAGCCUGAGGAGAUUCCUGACCAUCAGAUCACCAUUGUGCCAGAAGCACCAUCAGACACACAGGAGAGUGUGAUUGUGAGUGAGGAGACGGGGGAAGAGGAGAAAGUAGAGGAUGGACCUCCACAAGUAUUCCUGAAGGAAAGAGGAGAAGUAGAGGAGAAGAAGACGGAGGAGGAUGUGAAGAAGGAACCAAUCGAAGAGGAGCCAGAGGUGAUUCUCCAGCCUCCCACCAAAUUCACAGAUCCAGGGGACCAGCCUAGGAGUGCUUUAGAGGAGCCUCGCGCCGUAUCGACCGAGGUCAAUGCUAAACCAGAGGAGAUUGAGAAGGAGACGCUCAUUGAGGAGAUGACAGAGGAGGUUAAACCAGAGGCUGAUGGGGUCACAGACAUAAACACAGACACCGACUUGAAUGAAGACACAGACAACACAGAAUCGGACGUCAACACAGACGCAGAGGUAGACGCAGCUGAGGGCUCCACAGAGGUCUCUGCGGACACAGAAGCCCAAAGAGACAAUAAUGUAAUACCGGUGGUGAUUCUUGAGGAGGUGACCUCAGACGAGAGGGAGGAGAAGCCACCAGAUGAGGAAGCUCCAUCCCAGGAUGCUGUUUCGGAGUCAAAGACCGACCAGGAAAGCACUCCUGUUAAGUCGGAGCCAGAUGUGGAGAAGGAUUCUGACUCUGGGAGCAGCUCUGCAGCAGAUAGCAACAGCAUGGACCUCAACCUAUCCAUCUCCAGUUUCCUGUCCAAAAAGGCUGAGGCGGGGUCUGUGUCCAUACAGGACACGAGACGGCAGAAGAAGACUCUGAAGAAGACCCGUAAGUUCAUGGUAGAUGGAGUGGAGGUCAGUGUGACCACGUCAAAGAUAGUCACCGAUAACGACACCAAGAACGAGGAGAUGAGAUUCCUGAGGCGCCAGGAGCUGAGAGAGCUGCGUCUGCUGCAGAAGGAGGAGCAUAGAGCCCAGCAGGCGCUCAGCGACAAGCUGCAGCAGCAGAGAGAACAGAUCUACCGCCGGUUCGAGCAGGAGAUGACUGGUAAGAAGCGUCAGUACGACCAGGAGGUGGAGAAUCUGGAGAAGAAACAGAAGCAGACCAUCGAGCGGCUGGAGCAGGACCAUACCAACCGGCUGAGGGACGAGGCAAAACGCAUCAAGGCCGAGCAGGACAAGGAGCUCUCCAAGUUCCAGAACAUGCUCAAGAACCGCAAGAAGGAGGUGAAACAGGAAGUUGAACAGUCACCCAAAUUCAUGAGGAGAGCGCUCAUGAAACUCUUAAAGGAAGAUCUAUCUCUCAUUCAGACUCCAAAGGGUGUGGCCCAGAUUAUGAUACAGUCUUUUCAGUUGUCCUCAUGUGCUCUCUUCAACGCUCAGAUGCAGGAUGAGCAGGAGUUUCUGCAGAAGCAGCAGCAGGAGUUGGAUGGAGCCCUGAAGAAGAUCAUCCAGCAGCACAAACAUGAGAUCGCCACCAUCGAGAGAGACUGCCUCAACCACAAGCAACAGCUUAUGAGAGCUCGAGAGGCAGCCAUGUGGGAGCUGGAAGAGCGCCACCUGCAGGAGAAGCACCAGCUGCUCAAGCAGCAGCUCAAAGACCAGUACUUCAUGCAGAGACACCAGCUGCUCAAGAGACACGAGAAGGAAAUGGAGCAGAUGCAGCGCUACAACCAGCGUCUGAUUGAGGAGAUGAAGAACAGACAGGCCCAGGAGAGAGGUCGUCUGCCGAAGAUCCAGCGGGGUGAUGCCAAGACACGCAUGGCCAUGUUCAAGAAGAGCCUUCGCAUCACCUCUGCACCUGGCACCCCGGAGCAGGAAAGGGAGAAGAUCAAACAGUUUGCGGCCCAGGAGGAGAAGAGGCAGAAGAACGAGAGACUCCAUCAACAUCAGAAACAUGAGAACCAGAUGAGGGACCUGCAGCUGCAGUGUGACUCCAACAUCAGAGAGCUGCAGCAGCUUCAGAAUGAGAAGUGCCAUCUCCUGAUUGAACACGAGACUCAGAAGCUGAAGGAGCUCGACGAAGAGCACAGCCAGGAGCUGCAGGAGUGGAGGGAGAAACUGCGGCCCAGGAAGAAGGCCUUGGAGGAGGAAUUCACACGCAAGCUCCAGGAGCAGGAGGUCUUUUUCAAGAUGAGCGGGGAGUCGGAAUGCCUUAACCCCACGACCCAGAGCCGAGUGUCCAAGUUCUACCCCAUCCCUAGUGUGCACAACUCUGGUUUAUAGCCCUCCCCAGCACAGGAACAUACUGGCUGGGCUCAUAGACUGUGUCCCCAUGGUGGUGGGGAGGACCUCAGCCCUGUUGUUAUCUGGAAACUAGCGUUGGUCUAUUGUGGAUCUUAGGCUAGUGUGAUGUCUUCACACAAGCAUGCACAUACACUAAUGUUCAAAAGUUUGGGGUCACUUAGAAAUGUCCUUGUUUUUGAAAGAAAAUAUUUUUUAAAAUAUCCAUUAAAAUAACAUCAAAUUGAUC